Molecule: messenger RNA, 2487 nt
Organism: Daldinia decipiens
Lineage: Eukaryota; Fungi; Ascomycota; Sordariomycetes; Xylariales; Hypoxylaceae
Product: TPT-domain-containing protein
Exons: 2
Coding region: 335-2077 (580 amino acids)
Biological process (GO): phosphoenolpyruvate transmembrane import into Golgi lumen
Cellular component (GO): Golgi apparatus; endoplasmic reticulum
Molecular function (GO): phosphoenolpyruvate transmembrane transporter activity; antiporter activity
Source: RefSeq, a predicted model, not a curated record
AUUCUCUCAUUUUUUUCAAUCGCGUCAGCCAGCCAGUCAUUUCAACAGGGGUUGCCACGCGGCAGAAGUCAGACCCUCCUUAUUACCUACAUUACAUUAUCUACGCAGAUAGUCAGUCGAUGUUCUAUUCAUGGAUGAACCUAAUACUGUACCACCAAUCUGUUAUCCAUAAUAACCGGCCAGCAAACCUCAAAAUAUCAAUCACAUCGCAUCAAGCCUUGCCCUAGGUCCGAAGCAAUGAUUGUAUGAACUGCACUCCUUGAUCCGAGUAAUUGCGCGUUGCUUGUCGCUCGUUAUAACAUCGCCAACCUGCACCGCAAACUCCGUUAUCUCGAUGCCUCACUCUACGAGCUCGGGCUCAUAUGCCCGAGAAUCCUCCGUACCCCGAUCCAAUGCCAAGCAUCCAGACGACCAAGAUGAUGAUUCCGGCCUAGAGAAGUUUCCAGACCAUAUCGAUUCUCCGGCAAUGCGCGCCAAUGGUGCAAGAUCCAUGAGCCCUGCCGGGCUGAACGCAUAUGGGAUUGGGUUGAGUGGAGGAGCUCAGAUAAAUGGAGAUCGUUGGCAACCACGGAGGGACCUUUCUGCAUCAAGAGGUGUACGAUUUGGCUCCCCACUAGGUCCGUCAGCAGGUAUUCCUCGAGGCCACGGGCGACAGAAGAGUAUUAGUGAAGCCUUCCGUACUAUCAGGGAUAGAAACGGCAGUGUUAGCCAGAAUGCCCAUGAAUUAGCAGAUGCGCUACGGGCACCCGUAUCCCCCAAGCUCAUUAUUCUCUGUAUAAUGUGGUAUAUGUCAUCUGCCUUGACAAAUACGUCUUCGAAAUCCAUUCUAAACGCUUUCAACAAACCUGCCACCUUGACCAUGAUCCAGUUCUUCUUGGUCGCCUUUUACUGUCUGGCUUCCUCGUGGCUGGCCAGUGUAUUCCCCUCCCUACGAGAUUCGAUCCCGGCAUUGAAGAAUCCAGUACGAUACCCAUCGAGAGAUGUCAUUAUGACAACGCUCCCCUUAGCUGGAUUCCAGAUUGGUGGCCAUCUACUGAGUUCCACGGCAACCUCUAAGAUUCCGGUAUCUAUGGUACAUACCGUAAAGGGGCUUUCACCAUUAUUCACCGUUUUUGCUUACCGCUUUAUAUUCGACAUACGAUAUCCGAGAGCUACAUAUUUCUCACUGGUACCGCUUACAUUAGGUGUGAUGCUCGCCUGUUCGUCGAACCACACUUUUAAAGGAGAGAUUGUAGGAAUCAUAUACGCUCUUUUAGCGACUAUUAUUUUCGUCACACAGAAUAUCUUUUCUAAGAGGCUCUUUAACGAGGCUGCCAAAGCAGAGGCAGAUGGUUUAUCAGCAAAAUCCCGCAAGCUUGAUAAAUUAAACCUUCUAUGUUAUUCCUCUGGUCUUGCUUUUCUGUUAACGUCCCCAAUCUGGUUUUGGGGUGAAGGUAUCGGACUUAUUAGGGACGUCUACCAUGACGGUUCGGUAGAUCUCUCUUCGCACCCCAACAGCUUUGAUCAUGGGCGUUUGACACUCGAGUUUCUGUUCAACGGCACUUUUCAUUUCGGACAAAAUAUUCUAGCUUUUGUCUUGCUAUCGAUGGUAUCACCCGUAACAUACUCGGUUGCAUCUCUUAUUAAGCGAGUGUGGGUUAUUACAGUCGCGAUUCUAUGGUUCCGCAACCCUACGACUCCAAUCCAGGCCGUAGGCAUUGCACUGACAUUCCUUGGUCUCUACUUGUACGAUCGGACGAACGAUAGCAACAAGGCUGACCGACGCGCACGUCUUUUAAGUCAGAGUGCGGGAGGGGACCAACCACUGCUACCGCUCAAUACGGCCCAAAAUAAAACAGGAGUUUCCGGCCAAACACCACAGAUUUUCGGAAGCCCGAUAUCUAUGUCUAACGGACCGACGCCUCAUCCUUAUACUAAUGGUCAUUCUUCGCAAACAAGUUCCGUAGCCGAUGAUUUUAAGAAAAGCGAUGAUGCCGGCAAAGGCCGACAAAGAGGUAGCAGUAACGCGGCUUGGUUACCACCCGGUACUAGGCAGGAAGAAACUUGGAGAUACGAGGAUAGAGUUAGUGUUCGAUGAUUUAUAGGCUUUCCGAAUAGAGCCAGAAGUUUAUGAGACGUCAGAAGUUACGUAUGAAAACUAUUUUUUUUUUGGUACACGGGAUAGUCAGUACCUAUUCAAAAAGUUGUUAUCACUGCAAUUAUCUUGCAAAUAGAGGCUCGUGGUUAGGUGGUUAUGAGCUGGGCCUACAAGGCAUGAGGCGGAAUGGGACUGGAAGGCGUACAAUUUGGUCGUCUGUACAAGUAUCUUAUAGAUCAAUGGGAUGCGAUGUUUGCAUAGGCGUAGGAUUUAGAUUUGUGCUGUAAAGGCAUUUUAUACUUAUACAUACUAGUUCAAUCCUAGACCGGAUCGGACAAAUGGGGACUACCUAUGUACAUGUAGAUAACAUUAAGGUACAUAGAGAUAGAAAAGUCUUUUAGGUAGUGGAG